AUGGAGGUCUAUGUAGACGACAUGGUAGCAAAAACACCUAUGCAGGGGUCACACUGUGACGACCUAGUAGAAAUCUUCAAACAACUCCGAGCAUAUAACAUGAGACUCAAUCCAGACAAAUACGCGUUCGGAGUACAAGGAGGGAAGUUCCUCGGGUUCAUGUUGACAUCUCGAGGCAUCGAGGCCAACCCAGAAAAAUGCAAAGCCAUACUGAACAUGACAAGCCCAAAAACGGUAAAGGAAGUCCAACAACUUGCAGGAAGAAUAGCUGCUCUAUCACGCUUCCUACCAGCAGUAGCAAGCCGAUCUUAUAACUUUUUCCAGACAUUUUCUAAAGGCAGAAAAUUCACCUGGACUGACGAAUGUGAGAAUGCUUUUACCGAACUUAAACAACACCUCACAUCACCACCAAUCCUCCAAAGGCCAGAGACAGGUAAGCCACUAUAUUUAUACCUAUCAAUAUCUAACCAUGCUAUAAGCUCGGUCUUAGUAACAGAAACAGGAAAAAAGCAAAGCCCGGUAUACUUCAUCAGUAGGGUACUACAACCAACAGAAACAAGGUACCCGAAGAUAGAACAACUGGCGCUGGCACUAAUCACCACAGCAAGAAGAUUACGGCACUACUGCCAAAGUCACACAAUCAUAGUGCGAACAGACCAACCGCUAAGACAAAUACUAACCAGACCCGAGCUCGCCGGCAGAUUAAUAAAAUGGUCGGUCAAGCUCUCCGAGUUCGACAUUCAAUACGAAUCAAGAAAAACACUGAAGUCACAGGUGCUAGCCGACUUCAUAUCAGAAAUGACCAAUGACACACAUAACACAGAGGUCAGGUGGAGCAUACAUGUAGAUGGAGCAUCCAACAAGGAAGGCAGUGGAGCGGGGAUACUACUCAAGGAAGGAAACAAAGUGGUGGCCGAGCAAUCACUGCAGUUCCGCUUCAACGCAAGCAACAAUCAGGCGGAGUACGAAGCCCUACUCGCUGGACUAAAGCUCACCUUACGACUACAAAUACCUCGGAUAACAGCCUACUGCGACUCUUCAUUAGUGGUACAUCAAAUAAAGGGCGAAUUCCAGGUAAAAGAUCCUUUGUUAGAGAAAUAUUGGCUCGUAACAAAGGAUCUAAUUUCAAAAUUUAAAGAAUUUGAUAUUAUCCAUGUAAACCGAGAACAAAACACCAGGGCCGAUGUGUUAUCUAAGUUAGCCACAACUCGGCAAGCCGAAAACACAUCGGCACUGUCCCAACUAACACUCGACAAACCAAGUUUUGAGCAGGAUACAAUUUUGAGUAUUACACAGGUCCCAGAUUGGCGAAUACCUUUCCUCAAUUAUAUAAACACAGGCACCAUACCAAAUAACGAACCAAACUUGCCACUCUUCCGAAGAAGAGCAAGCUUCUAUACAGUGCUCGGAAACACCCUAUACAGGCGAGGACAUUCACAACCACUGCUCAAGUGCAUCAGCAAAGAGGAAGCCGAGGAGGUUAUGGCUGAAACACAUGAAGGAGUCUGUGGCAACCAUAUUGGCGGCCGAGCACUAGCAGCAAAGAUCUUGCGAACAGGUUACUAUUGGCCGACGAUAAAACAGGACUGCAUCACAAAGGUCAAAGCAUGUGAUAAUUGUCAAAAGCACGCCACCCUCUCAGAGACUCCGGCCGAGGAGCUCCAUACCAUAGAGGGAUUAAAGAAAAAACUCGGCGAAGCUAAAGGGGAGUGGGCUGACCUCAUUCCAGAAAUUCUAUGGAGCUACAACACCAGCAUCCAAUCUGCCACAGGGGAAACUCCCUUCAAAUUGGUAUAUGGCGCAGAAGCGCUCAUUCCAGUAGAGGUCAGCGUCCCAACGUUAAGGACCAAACUCUAUAAUCAACCAAACAAUCAACAAGCUCGGUCAGCUGACCUGGACCUCCUAGAAGAAGACAGAGAUAUCUCCGCCAUAAAGCAGCGAGCCAGAAAACGAUACCUAGAGCAAAGACACCACAAAAGAGUAGUCCACAGGUCUUUCAACAAUGGAGACCUUGUACUCAGACGAACAGAAGAUGCACGGAAACCACCAGCACAUGGCAAAUUAGCGGCGAAUUGGGAAGGUCCUUUCCGAGUUCUCCAAAACCUUGGAAAGGGGGCUUACAAAUUAGAAACCCUUAGAGGAGAGCAACUUUCGGGAACAUGGAACGUCUCCUCUCUAAGGGAAUAUCAAUCGUGA
Messenger RNA from Arachis ipaensis, 2196 nucleotides. The record is from RefSeq and is a predicted model, not a curated record. NCBI's taxonomy places the organism in Eukaryota, Viridiplantae, Streptophyta, Magnoliopsida, Fabales, Fabaceae.